Molecule: messenger RNA, 4068 nt
Organism: Mesocricetus auratus (golden hamster)
Lineage: Eukaryota; Metazoa; Chordata; Mammalia; Rodentia; Cricetidae
Gene: Cfh
Product: complement factor H
Exons: 22
Coding region: 109-3822 (1237 amino acids)
Source: RefSeq, a predicted model, not a curated record
ACUUUGAACUUCCCUUUGGGGCAAGUCUUUCCCUACAGUCACCACAGUUCUUAGCAGAGGAGAACUGAAUGGUGCUGUAUUUCUCUGCGUCCCAGAAAGAUUCAAACCAUGAGACUGUCAGCGAGAAUUAUUUGGCUUAUAUUAUGGACUGUUUGUGUAGCAGAAGAUUGUAAAGGUCCUCCUCCAAAACAAAAUACAGAAAUUCUGUCAGGGUCUUGGCCUGACCAAACAUAUCCAGAAGGCACUCAGGCUCUAUACAAAUGCCGCCCUGGAUACCGAACACUUGGGACCAUUGUUAAAGUAUGCAGGCGUGGAGAAUGGGUAGCUUCUAACCCAUCCAGGAUCUGCCGGAAAAGACCAUGUGGGCAUCCUGGAGAUACACCCUUUGGAUCUUUUAGCCUUGCAGUUGGAACUGGGUUUGAGUUUGGAGCAAAAGUUGUUUAUACCUGCAAUGAGGGGUAUCAACUGUUAGGUGAGAUUGAUUACCGGGAAUGUGAUGCUGAUGGGUGGACCAAUGAUGUUCCAUUAUGUGAAGUUGUUAAGUGUUUGCCAGUGACAGAACCGGAGAAUGGAAGAAUUGUAAGGGGCGCAACGGAACCAGACCAGGAAUAUUAUUUUGGACAGGUGAUCCGUUUUGACUGCAAUGCUGGCUUCAAGAUUGAAGGACAGAAAGAAAUGCACUGCUUAGAAAAUGGCCUUUGGAGCAAUGAGAAGCCAAGAUGUGUGGGGAUUUCCUGCACCCCACCAGUAGUUGAAAAUGGACAAGCUGUAUCUAAGAAACUAGUUUACAAGGAGAAUGAAAGGUAUCAGUAUCAAUGUGACCGAGGUUUUGUGUACAGAGAAAGAGGGGAUGCCAUCUGCACAGCUUCCGGAUGGAGUCCUCAGCCCUCCUGUGAAGAAAUGACAUGCAAACCUCCCUAUAUUCCAAAUGGUGUGUACUCACCUCAGAGGAUUAAACACAGAGCUGAUGAUGAAAUCAGAUAUGAAUGUAAAAAUGGUUUCUAUCCUGCAACCCAAGGAACUGUUGCAAAGUGUACCAGUACUGGCUGGAUCCCUGUUCCAAGAUGUAGCUUGAAACCUUGUGAUUUUCCACAAAUCAAAAAUGGACACCUGCAUUAUGAAGAGAGCCGCAGACCCUACUUCCCAGUACCUAUAGGCAAGCAGUUCAGCUAUUACUGCGACAGCGGAUUUGUGCUUCCUUCUGGGUACAGUUGGGACUACAUGAAGUGUACCAUAGAUGGGUGGGAGCCUGCAGUGCCAUGCCUCAGACAAUGUGUUUUCUAUUAUGUGGAGAAUGGGGAAUCUCCAUACUGGCAAAGAACAUAUGUACAGAACCAGUCUGUAAAAGUCAAGUGUCACUCUGGCUACAGUCUUCCAAAUGGUCAGGACACAAUUACAUGUACAGAGAAUGACUGGUCUCCUCAACCCAAAUGCAUCCGUGUCAAGACAUGUUCAAAGUCAGAUAUAGAAAUUGAGAAUGGUUUUCUUUCUGAAUCUGAUUAUACAUAUGCUCUAAAUAAAAAAACACAGUUCAAGUGUAAGCCAGGAUAUAUAACACCGGAUGGAGAAACAUCAGGAUCAAUUACCUGCCUCCAAAAUGGAUGGUCAGCUCAACCCUCAUGCACUAAGUCUUGUGAUAGGCCUGUAUUUGAGAAUGCUGCAACUAAAAACAAUAGCACAUGGUUCAAACUCAAUGACAAAAUAUACUAUGAAUGCUAUGUUGGAUAUGAAAACAAACAUAAACGUACCAAAGGCUUCAUAACAUGCAAUGCUGAUGGCUGGUCUGAUUUACCCUCAUGUUAUGAAAGAGAAUGCAGCAUUCCCCUAAUAGAACCAUACUUAAACGUUGAUCCCAAGAAAGAAAAAUAUAAAGUUGGAGAUAUAUUGAAAUUUUCUUGCCGACCAAGGCACAGAGUUGGCCCAGAUUCAGUGCAAUGUUACCAUUUUGGAUGGUCCCCUACUUUCCCAACAUGUAAAGAUCAAGUGGGAUCAUGUGACCAACCUCCUGAACUCCACAAUGGGGAAGCUAAAGGAACAAAGAAAGAAGAAUAUGGCCAUGGUGAGGUGGUGGAAUAUGAUUGCAAGCCUAAAUUUCUACUGAAGGGACCCAGUAGAAUCCAGUGUGUAGAUGGAAAUUGGACAACCUUGCCAAUAUGUGUUGAGGAGGAAAGAACAUGUGGAGAUAUUCCUAAACUUGAGCAUGGAUUUGUCCAGUUUUCUGUCUCUCCUUAUUACCAUGGAGAUUCAGUGGAGUUCAGCUGCAUAGAAAACUUCACAAUGAUUGGACAUGGGUCAGUAAAAUGCAUUAGUGGAAGGUGGACACAACUUCCUCAAUGUAUUGCAACAGAGCAACUAGAGAGGUGUAAACCACCAAGGUUAACUGCAGCAGAGGUAAUCCAACCCAAUAAGAUUUACUUUAAUCAUAAUGUUAACAUGAGUUACAAAUGUAGAGGAAAGCAGCAACAUGACCACUCAAUCUGCAUCAAUGGAAGAUGGGAUCCUGAGCCAACCUGUACAAGAAUAGAGAAAGAAUCCUGCCCUCCUCCACCACAGAUUCCAAAUGCCCAAGUGAUGGAAACCACAGUAAAGUAUUGGGAAGGAGAAAAAGUAUCUGUUCUUUGUCAAGACAAUUACCUAAUACAGAACAGAGAAGAAAUGGUGUGCAGAGAUGGAAGGUGGCAGUCAUUACCACGUUGCAUUGCAAAAAUGCCAUGUUCCCAGCCCCCUGAAAUAGACCACGGAUCUGUUAAAUUACCCAGAUCUUCAGAAGAUAGGAGACGCACACUUGAGUCCCGAAGUUAUGAACAUGGCACUACACUCAACUAUGCUUGUGAUGAUGGUUUUAGGAUGGCUGAGGAUCAUGGGGUAACUUGCCACAUGGGAAAGUGGAGCAAUCCACCUCAUUGUGUUGGACUUCCUUGUGGACCACCACCUUCAAUCGAUCAUGGGAUUGUGUCUCACGAACUAGACAGUUACCAACAUGGGGAAGAGGUGACAUACAAUUGUUCUGAAGGUUUUGGAAUUGAUGGACCAGGAUUUAUAAAAUGUAUGGGAGGAAAGUGGCCCAAGCCGCCAGAUUGCAAAAGAACUGAUUGUAACUAUUUACCCAGGUUUGAAAAUGCCAUACUCACAGAAAAGCAAAAAUACUCAUAUAAGUCUGGAGAACAAUUGACGUUCAGAUGUGCACCUUCUUAUCAAAUGGAAGGAUCCAGCAUUGUCACAUGUGUUAAUCGCACAUGGAUUGGAGAGCCAGUGUGCAAAGAUACUUCCUGUGGGGAUCCACCACAUGUGGAAAAUGCUACUAUAAUAACAAGGCCUAUGGCUAAAUAUCCAACAAAUGAGAGAGUAGAAUAUGAAUGUAAUAAAUCUUUUGAACUAUUUGGGGAAAAGGAAGUGAUGUGUCAAAAUGGGAUUUGGACAGAACCACCAAAAUGCAAAGAUUCAACAGGGAAAUGUGGGCCUCCUCCCCCUAUUGAAAAUGGAGACAUCACCUCCUUCCCAUUACUAGUAUACCCACCAUCGUCAUCAGUUGAAUAUCAGUGCCAGGCCUAUUAUCUACUAAAGGGAGACAAGAAAAUAACAUGUAGAAAUGGACAGUGGUCUGAGCCACCAAUAUGUUUACAUGCAUGUGUGAUACCAGAAGAAACUAUGGAAAAAUAUAACAUAAUUCUCAAAUGGAGAGAAAAUCAAAAGCUUUAUUCCCAAUCAGGGGAGGAUGUUGAAUUUACUUGUAAACCUGGCUACCGCAAGGGAAAAAGGACACCUCCAUUUCGUACAAAGUGCAUUGAUGGUCACAUCAAUUAUCCCUUUUGCACAAAAUAAUACAGUUACUAGAAUUUAUGAAUGAGCUUCUGUUUAGAAAGGCAAAUGCAUUAUUAAUAAUACAGUUCCAAUUUACAUUUGAAGUAUUGUUUAACUCAUUUCUUUUCAUAAAUAUAAACUGGUGUUGGCAUAUGGUGAUGGCUUUGGAACAUGAGAGACUGCUGCCACAAUUGCAAAAUCAGCUAUUCAAAACUCCUAAACCCAGAUGUGAUGUAUCUUGGCAUAAAAAUGAAUACCAAGAAAACA